AUGAGCGUGGAGGCGUACGGGCCGAGCUCGCAGACUCUCACCUUCCUGGACACGGAGGAAGCGGAGCUGCUGGGCGCCGACACCCAGGGCUCGGAGUUCGAGUUCACCGACUUCACCCUGCCGAGCCAGACCCAGACGCAGGGCCAGACGCAGAGCCAGCUGGACGGACAGGUGAUCGUUUCUGACGGGGUUUUGCAGAAUGGGGGGCUGGACGAUGCUGUCGUGAAAACCAGCCAGCUUCUUGCAGAGCUGAAUUUUGAGGAGGAUGAGGAGGACACCUAUUACACGAAAGAUCUCCCUCUGCAUGCUUGCAGUUACUGUGGAAUCCAGGAUCCUGCGUGCGUGGUCUACUGUAACACCAGCAAGAAGUGGUUCUGCAACGGGCGAGGAAACACCUCUGGCAGCCACAUCGUGAACCACCUGGUCAGGGCCAAGUGCAAGGAGGUGGCGCUUCAUAAGGACGGGCCUCUGGGAGAGACGGUGCUGGAGUGUUACAACUGUGGCUGCCGCAAUGCCUUCCUGCUGGGCUUCAUCCCGGCCAAGGCCGACUCCGUGGUGGUGCUCCUCUGCAGGCAGCCAUGUGCCAGUCAGAGCAGCCUGAAGGACAUCAACUGGGACAGCUCGCAGUGGCAGCCUCUGAUCCAGGACCGCUGCUUCCUGUCCUGGCUGGUGAAGAUCCCGUCGGAGCAGGAGCAGCUGCGUGCGCGGCAGAUCACCGCCCAGCAGAUCAACAAGCUGGAGGAGCUCUGGAAGGAGAACCCCAGCGCGACGCUGGAGGACCUGGAGAAGCCGGGCGUGGACGAGGAGCCACAGCAUGUGCUGCUGCGCUACGAGGACGCCUACCAGUACCAGAACAUCUUCGGCCCGCUCGUCAAGCUGGAGGCCGACUACGACAAGAAACUCAAAGAGUCCCAGACCCAAGACAAUAUAACGGUCAGGUGGGACCUGGGGCUGAAUAAAAAAAGGAUUGCUUAUUUCACACUUCCCAAGACGGAUUCAGGUGACAUGCGCCUGAUGCAGGGGGAUGAGAUCUGCCUCAGGUACAAAGGAGACCUGGCUCCACUCUGGAAGGGGAUUGGACACGUCAUCAAAGUCCCGGACAACUACGGGGACGAGAUUGCGAUUGAGUUAAGGAGCAGUGUGGGGGCUCCAGUGGAAGUCCCUCACAACUUCCAGGUGGAUUUUGUGUGGAAAUCCACCUCCUUUGACAGGAUGCAGAGUGCUCUGAAGACCUUUGCGGUGGAUGAGACCUCUGUGUCUGGGUACAUCUACCACAAGCUGCUGGGCCACGAGGUGGAGGACGUGCUCAUUAAGUGCCAGCUGCCCAAGCGCUUCACCGCCCAGGGCCUGCCCGACCUCAACCACUCUCAGGUGUACGCUGUAAAGACGGUGCUGCAGAGGCCCCUCAGCCUCAUCCAGGGCCCUCCGGGAACCGGGAAGACCGUCACCUCGGCAACCAUCGUGUACCACCUGGCCCGGCAGGGGAAUGGGCCGGUGCUGGUCUGCGCUCCCAGCAACAUUGCUGUGGAUCAGCUGACCGAGAAGAUCCACCAGACCGGCCUGAAGGUGGUGCGGCUCUGCGCCAAGAGCAGGGAGGCCAUCGACUCGCCCGUCUCCUUCCUGGCCCUGCACAACCAGAUCCGCAACAUGGACAGCAUGCCUGAGCUGCAGAAGCUGCAGCAGCUGAAGGAUGAGACUGGCGAGCUGUCCUCUGCAGACGAGAAGCGUUACCGUGCUCUGAAGCGCACCGCCGAGAGAGAACUGCUCAUGAACGCUGACGUGAUCUGCUGCACCUGUGUGGGCGCAGGGGACCCCCGUUUGGCCAAGAUGCAGUUCCGCUCCAUCCUGAUAGACGAGAGCACCCAGGCCACGGAGCCGGAGUGCAUGGUGCCCGUCGUCCUGGGGGCCAAGCAGCUGAUCCUGGUGGGAGAUCACUGCCAGCUGGGCCCGGUUGUGAUGUGUAAGAAAGCGGCCAAAGCGGGCCUGUCCCAGUCCCUGUUCGAGCGGUUGGUGGUUCUGGGGAUCCGGCCCAUCCGGCUGCAGGUGCAGUACCGCAUGCACCCCGCCCUCAGCGCCUUCCCCUCCAACAUCUUCUACGAGGGCUCCCUGCAGAACGGCGUCACCGCAGCCGACCGCAUCAAGAAAGGCUUUGACUUCCAGUGGCCUCAGCCAGACAAGCCCAUGUUCUUCUAUGUGACACAGGGACAGGAGGAGAUCGCCAGCUCAGGAACUUCCUACCUGAACAGGACUGAGGCGGCCAACGUGGAGAAGAUCACCACCAGGCUGCUGAAGGCCGGGGCCAAGCCUGACCAGAUCGGCAUCAUCACGCCGUACGAGGGCCAGCGCUCCUACCUGGUGCAGUACAUGCAGUUCAGCGGCUCCCUGCACACCAAACUCUACCAGGAGGUAGAGAUUGCCAGUGUGGACGCCUUCCAGGGCAGAGAGAAGGACUUCAUCAUCCUGUCCUGCGUGCGAGCCAAUGAGCACCAGGGUAUCGGGUUUCUCAAUGAUCCACGCCGUCUGAAUGUGGCCCUUACAAGAGCGAGGUACGGGGUGAUCAUUGUGGGGAACCCCAAGGCCCUCUCCAAGCAGCCCCUGUGGAACCACCUGCUGAACUACUACAAGGAGCAGAAGGUGCUGGUGGAGGGACCCCUCAACAACCUGCGCGAGAGUCUGAUGCAGUUCAGCAAGCCCCGCAAGCUGGUCAACACCAUCAACCCUGGGGCCCGCUUCAUGAGCACAGCCAUGUACGACGCCCGCGAGGCGCUGAUCCCUGGCUCAGCGUACGACCGCAGCAGCACAGGGCGGCCUGCGAGCAUGUACUUUCAGACCCACGAUCAGAUCGGCAUGAUCGGCGCGGGCCCCAACCCCAUGGCGGCUCUCAACAUCCCCAUCCCCUUCAACCUGGUCAUGCCCCCAAUACCCCCUCCCGGGUACCUGGGCCAGACCAACGGCCCUGCCGCAGGCCGCGGUGCUUUGAAGGGGAAGGCAGGGCGUGGCGGGCGGCAGAGGAACCGUGGCGUGGGUAACCAUGGCAGCGGGCAGGGCAACAUGGCCAGCAGCCAGGCCAGCCAGGACAUGGUGUCUCAGUCCGGCCCGCUCACCCAAGGCUUCAUCUCCAUGAGCCAGCCGUCCCAGAUGAGCCAGCCAGGCCUGUCCCAGCCCGAGCUGUCCCAGGACAGCUAUCUGGGCGACGAGUUCAAGUCCCAGAUCGACGUGGCACUGUCCCAGGACUCCACCUACCAGGGAGAGCGUGCGUACCAGCACGGCGGGGUGCCUGGCUUGUCACAGUACUAGAGCGGCACGGGAAGCGGAGCUGGGGCUGAGCUUUAGUUCGUCAGCAUUUUAAUCUGGGUAAUAUUAAAUAAAAAAACAAAAAACAGAUACCUGUUUUCCACUGCUACAACUGAAGCACCACUGUGAGAGCUACAGGAGAGCGAGAGAGAAACCAACCUAGAAAAACCGGAGAGAGAGAGCGAGAGAUGGAG
This is a messenger RNA of Megalops cyprinoides (Indo-Pacific tarpon), 3488 nucleotides long. Its product is annotated as regulator of nonsense transcripts 1-like. The coding region runs from base 1 to 3297 and encodes 1098 amino acids. Lineage: Eukaryota; Metazoa; Chordata; Actinopteri; Elopiformes; Megalopidae. The record is from RefSeq and is a predicted model, not a curated record. Gene Ontology annotation, cellular component: cytoplasm. Gene Ontology annotation, molecular function: DNA binding; ATP binding; RNA helicase activity. The transcript is spliced from 24 exons. Gene Ontology annotation, biological process: nuclear-transcribed mRNA catabolic process, nonsense-mediated decay.